GUCAUCGGUCAUCUGUUGUUACAGACAAUCUUUGUUAACGCUCAACGUGCACGUGACACAACACGGAAGUUAGUGGUAUACCCUUGCGUCCUGGGAGAACUUUGUUUCAUUUAAGUUAUCGUUUAGUGUUUGCAAUGACUUUGGACGGAAUUACUGAGCAGAUAACUGGGAUUUGAGCAGUAAUGGCGGUGAACUGGGCCGAGAGGAUCUCUGCUUUCUCCCGCAGUCCGUCUCACUUCCUCUCCGGGACAACAGUUGAGGCUUUCUUGGCAGAGCUGCUCCGUGAGCUGCGAGAUGAUAGAGCCAGUUACAGUGUCAAGGUGCUCCUGCUGUCCCCUCUAUGUGAGCACCCAACUCUGCUGUGUACCUCAGACUCAGUGGGUGAGGAGACAGCCCUGGAACUCAUGUCGGUGUUCAUCCAGUGUCCACCCAAGUCUGUCCAGUUUCGUUGUCAGCUCCUACUAGCCCUCACCUCUGUGCUUGUCUGCACCUGCUGCGUGAGCAGUCGUUCCCGUGCAUCUCAGGACUUCGUGGACCUGCUCCUUCAGAUAGCCCAGGACACCACUGAUCUCCAAGGUGAUGGUGCCCUUCGCUCCCUACGAGCCACAGCUUGUGACUGCCUGCGGGAGCUGGAGGCCUGCUCUCCAGGCCUUCUCUCCCAGCGCCUUGAGCUCUUAAGUGGGCUCAGGCAGCGAGAAGCCUCGUGGCUCCAUCAGGCCUGUGCAGGACUUCAUACUCUGGUGUUAAGGAAUGCUGUGUAUCAGCUCACCCAGGAACCUGGAGCUGUUGCUGAGCAUCUUAAGGCUCUUCUGGGAGGAAAUACAUCAGCUGCAUGGGAAGCAGAGCAAGACUUGGGCCCGAUCAAUAAUGAGGACUCAGCCAUACUGUCUUCCCUUGUCCUUGGACCCAUGGGUACAGUGCCCACUCUUCAGACAGGGCCUGAUUGCAAGGAGUUGCGUUCAGUCCUGUCCUGCCUCCUGGAGGAGUCUUACCUCCUCACUCCUCUGUGUCAGGCUGCACUGCUACAUAGACUGAUAGAAGUGGUUGCCAUGGUGCCUGGUGUCCCUCCAUCUGUACUCAGAUCACAGCUGCUGCGACUGCUGGGCACAAGCGAGGUCUGCCUCCUUCACACCACUCUGCUGAUGAAGUGUGCGUUCACAGAUAGCCUGUUCAGCGCUGAAGAUGAAGCUUUCAUGCUAAAGCGGCUGGUCGUGCUAUCCCAGCACCCACUGCUGAGUACACAAGAGAGGCUUUUCUACAUGGACUGUAUACUGCACUUUCCUGAGAAUCGGCCAAUCAGCUGCGGUGAUGGUGACGAGACCCUCCCUGUGCUGCUGACACCACGACUGGCCUCGACUCUGGUGCCCACUGUGUUCAACGACAGCAACACUAUGCUGGCCCGCCUCAACCUGCUGUCUCUGGUCCACCUGGAGGAGGAAGGGGAAGGGGAAGGGGAGGAGGGCAGGGGUCUGGCCUACCUCUUUGAACACCUCUGCUCACUGCUACACAUUGUGGAAUAUGGAGGUAGCCGAGAGAUCAUUGUUACCUUCUUCAGAGCUGCUUUCCUCUUCCUUUUCUACUUUUGCCACAUCGAGCGCUACUCGAACAACCUGGCAGAGAAGCUUUGUAAGCUCUACCUCCGCCACACCUACCUGGCCCCGCACCUCAUUAACCUGGCAGACCAGACCCAGACUCAGAUCACUGAGUCCAAUUGGGCUGUAGGGCUCCUGAAGAGUCUCCAGAGAGUCAUCACUGAGGCCCCACUCACCCAGCUCACCUUACAAGACCUCAGCUGGCACCUCAAGAUGCUAGCAAGAGUGGCAGAAGAAGGAGAAAUCCUCCAGCACAGCACGCUCAGCUUCCUGGCCAGGGUCAGCACUUCAUCUUCCUCUUCCCUCUGUACGAGCGGUGACUGGUGUCUGGGGAACAACCUGCUGAGGGUUUGCCGUCACCUCCUCGUACACCCGAGCCUGGACUCCCUGCUCAUUCCCCUGGCAGACGUCCUUCAGCACCUCACCUGCCACUAUGGAGACAUCGAUAUCCAGGACCACAGCCGCCUCUACUACACUCUCCUGACCACGCUGUCCCGAGAGAAGCUGGCUGGUGUGUUGGCACAGGGUUUGGCUGAGAGAGGGCAGCAGGUCAAGAAGCGAUCAUUGUCUUGCAUCAUGGCCGAAGGCGAGGGGCUCACGGGCAUUCUAACCAUUCACCAAACUGAGAAAGCCAUAUUCAAGCUGAUUGAGGGCCAUCCUGAGCCACAAGAAGAAACUGAUCAAGAAAGUGACAAAAGCCAGAAUGAGCCAGAGAGCUGCCUGGGAGAGGCGAAAGCAGUCCUCGAAGUCUACAGAGCUCAGUUUGAUGACUCUGGCUUUGCCUCAGAAAUCAUCUUAAACUACCAGCUGACUCAUAUUGGAGGCGAUGACUCCCGCUUUGAUCAGCUCUUCAGCAUCCGCCUGCGCUUCAACCUCACAGAUGACCACUAUGAAGAACUGAGCGACAUCAGCGUCCCAUGUCUGUUCAGAGAGAGACCACCACCCAAGGUGAGACUGAGGCUAAAACCCAGGCGACCCUACCCCACUACCCUCCAUGCCAGCGCUAUCUUCACCACCCAGGACGGGCUGUCCUGGCUCACCAUCCUGCCGGACAUCCGUGUGUCUUUCCAGCAGGUCUUCACAUCUCCGCCUGCUCCCCCAGCCUGGGGACGACAUGGCAAGCUGAGCUUGUUCGAGGAUUUAUGGGAUGAGAUGAGCUCUGAGCGCAGAGAGAAGGACCCGUCGGAUUGUGCGAUUAGCCUGUUCUGCUGCCAGCUGAAGGAGGCAGCUCUGAUCACCUUGGUGGAGAAACACUUCUCCCCAUACCUUAUAUCAGACCCGCGUGAUGAAAAAGAGUUCAAAGUGCUCAUCUUCCUCCCACCCCACUCUCACAUGCUGCUGAAGAUCAGGUUGGAGCAAGAUGCUGUGCACUUCAACAUCGCCACAGAUAACUGGCAGCUUCUGCCUCACAUAAAUUCUUAUUUACUGACAAUCACAUCCUCACAGAAGAACACUCACACCUAACUGUGAUGCAUCUUAUGGUUUUGUUUUGAAUUUAAAAGAAAAGCAGAGUUUUAACAAAAUCUUUGUAUUUCUCAUCACUUUAAUAACUCCAGUUCUACUUAAACUUAAAUUGCUUGGAAACAGUUGAUUUAAAAUAAAGUUCUGAAACUUCUGUCCCUAAAUUUAGCAAAUCUGUAAAAUUAAAUAUUUUGUCAUUCUAUUUACCAAAUACAGUCAAAACAGUUCACAUCUUAUUGGUUGCAGUUUAUAAAUGAAGACAAAAUAUAUAAUUGAUCUCAUAAGUUGCACAGGAUUUCACUGAUAGAUGGCUCCACCAAAGUUUCCUGCUAUAUAAAUCUAAGUUCCAGAAACAGCUGAAUGUAGGCCACAUUAACGGCACCCUGUGAACUUUCUAACCACUAGUACCACUACUGAGCAACAUGGUGUCCACAUUUCUUUCUUUUCUUUUUAAAAUCAUACACACAGUUCACAUCCUGGUUUUGGUUUUAUGCUAUGUGCUGAUCUCCAGCUGUUACUGGAAACACAUCAACAGAGGCAAUGAAGAACAAUGCAGCCAGCAGCUAACAUGGAUGUAAAUGGCGAAUCAUUAAAAAAAACAAAAGAUUAAA
Scatophagus argus is the source of this 3664-nucleotide messenger RNA. RefSeq names its product adaptor related protein complex 5 subunit beta 1 (gene ap5b1). NCBI's taxonomy places the organism in Eukaryota, Metazoa, Chordata, Actinopteri, Scatophagidae. The record is from RefSeq and is a predicted model, not a curated record. The transcript is spliced from 3 exons. Gene Ontology annotation, biological process: endosomal transport. Gene Ontology annotation, cellular component: lysosomal membrane; AP-type membrane coat adaptor complex. Bases 183 to 3056 code for a protein of 957 amino acids.